This is a messenger RNA of Fopius arisanus, 726 nucleotides long. RefSeq names its product neurophysin 1-like. Lineage: Eukaryota; Metazoa; Arthropoda; Insecta; Hymenoptera; Braconidae. The record is from RefSeq and is a predicted model, not a curated record. The coding region runs from base 76 to 507 and encodes 143 amino acids. Gene Ontology annotation, molecular function: neurohypophyseal hormone activity. The transcript is spliced from 3 exons. Gene Ontology annotation, cellular component: extracellular region; secretory granule.
UCUCUAUCACUCGAACUUCACCACUGGAGCCGUCAACAACAGGAAAGCUCAAGUCAAAUUAAAGUUUCGGAGAUCAUGUCGAAGAUAAUUUUGAUCAUGAGUGCACUGAUCUGCAUGAGUUCCGCCUGUCUCAUUACGAAUUGUCCCCGAGGGGGCAAAAGGGGUGAGAAUCCCCUGCUAUCACUCCACAGUCUCGCCGCAGAGUGCCCCAGCUGCGGUCCUGGACACCAAGGCCAGUGUUUUGGCCCUAAUAUCUGCUGUGGUACGACAAUUGGCUGCUUUAUAGGCACUCCAGAGACCUAUAAAUGCCGAACCGAAAGCCUUUACUCUCGUCCUUGCAUCGCAGGCUUUGCCAUGUGUCGGGACAAUACAGGCAGAUGUGCUGCUAAUGGAAUUUGCUGUUCACAAGAGAACUGUCACGCGGACUCGUCCUGCAGAGUCGGUGAUGAAUUCAGUGAUCGUAAAAUUGUCCAGGAGUACUCAAGACUUUCCCCAGAAAACGAGUGAAAAAACCCAGGAAAAUCUCAAUUGAAUCUCGCAAUUGGAAAAACAAUUAUGCAAGGAAAUACUAAUAUCGCACUACAAAUAAAUCCACAACUUUUAUGAUAAGCCUUCAGUCUUCGUUCUCUGAUUGUCUGUUCUGACACCGAGUAUUUUUUUUUUUCGUAUUCGUAAUUCCAGAUGAUUUAGGAAAAUUUCUAUUGAUCUGGUAUAAAUUAUAAUGUC